Molecule: messenger RNA, 1392 nt
Organism: Homarus americanus (American lobster)
Lineage: Eukaryota; Metazoa; Arthropoda; Malacostraca; Decapoda; Nephropidae
Product: rhodopsin-like
Exons: 2
Coding region: 118-1251 (377 amino acids)
Biological process (GO): G protein-coupled receptor signaling pathway; phototransduction; visual perception
Cellular component (GO): membrane
Molecular function (GO): G protein-coupled receptor activity
Source: RefSeq, a predicted model, not a curated record
GUCUUCUGGCAGGGUCUCAUACCUCAACUGGACGUCAGAGAUUGAAGUAGUUCUCCGGAAAUUUCUUCAACUCACCCUCCAACCGUAGUUGACUACACACACAGUCCUGCUAACAAGAUGUCUUCCUGGAACAAUCCGACCGACCUGGAAGAAUACUCCCUUCCCUCCACCAAUCCUUAUGGGAACUACACGGUGGUGGACACUGUACCAAAAGAGAUCCUCCACAUGGUGGAUGCUCACUGGUACCAGUUUCCCCCCAUGAAUCCCCUCUGGUAUGGACUGCUCAUGUUAUUCAUGAUCGUUAUGGGCUUCCUUUCGGUGGCUGGUAACUUCGUCGUCAUCUGGGUGUUCAUGAAUACCAAAUCUCUCCGCUCUCCUGCCAACCUUCUUGUCGUUAACCUGGCCUUCUCUGACUUUUUGAUGAUGUUCCUCAUGUUCCCACCCAUGGUUAUCACAUGCUACUGGCGCACAUGGGUACUUGGCGCCUUCUUCUGCGAAUUAUACGCUUUCUUUGGUUCCCUGUUCGGCUGUGUGUCCAUCUGGAGCAUGGUGUGGAUCACCUUGGAUCGUUACAAUGUCAUUGUCAAGGGCGUCUCUGCUGAGCCUCUCUCCUCCAAGGGAGCUUUACUGAGAAUCGCAGGAACUUGGAUUUUGACUCUCGGCUGGUGCCUGCCCCCCUUCUUCGGCUGGAACCGUUACGUACCUGAGGGUAACAUGACUGCCUGUGGUACUGACUAUCUUAACGAGACUGCCUUGUCCCGCAGCUAUCUGUAUGUGUACUCUGUCUUUGUAUACUUCAUUCCUCUCUUCGUCACUAUCUACUCCUAUUUCUUCAUAGUCAAGGCUGUUGCCUCCCACGAGAAAACCAUGCGUGACCAGGCCAAGAAGAUGGGCGUCAAGUCCUUGAGGAAUGAAGAAUCCCAGAAGACUUCUGCUGAGUGCCGCCUGGCCAAGGUUGCCAUGAUGACAGUGACCCUCUGGUUCAUUGCAUGGACCCCCUACCUUGCCAUCAACUGGGCUGGCAUGCUCAACAAGUCCAUUGUUACUCCUAUCUUCUCCAUCUGGGGCUCCGUAUUCGCCAAGGCUAACGCCGUGUACAACCCCAUCGUGUACGCCAUCAGCCACCCCAAGUACCGCACUGCCCUCGAGAAGAAGCUGCCAUGCCUUGCUUGCAACGGUGACAAUGAUAAUGUAAGCGAAACUGCCUCUACCAGCACCACUGCUGCGGCGGAAAAAACCGAAAAUGCUUAGACUCACAGGUAAUGAACCCGGACUCUCAACUGACCUACAGUCGUUUACGGAAUAUGAAUUAUGACCCAUCCUAACAAUCUUUGAAAUGAUUCCCUGUACACCAGAAUUUUCUCUUAAUUUCCAAUAAACCCAGCACCUUAA